This is a messenger RNA of Galeopterus variegatus (Sunda flying lemur), 1626 nucleotides long. It is a transcript of the gene COPS8, whose product is annotated as COP9 signalosome subunit 8. The record is from RefSeq and is a predicted model, not a curated record. NCBI's taxonomy places the organism in Eukaryota, Metazoa, Chordata, Mammalia, Dermoptera, Cynocephalidae. The transcript has a single exon. Gene Ontology annotation, biological process: COP9 signalosome assembly; protein deneddylation. The coding region runs from base 50 to 679 and encodes 209 amino acids. Gene Ontology annotation, cellular component: COP9 signalosome.
UCAGGGGGCUGGCUGGCUGCGAGUUGCGGCAGCGAGACCGGCCGGGAAGAUGCCAGUGGCCGUGAUGGCGGAAAGUGCCUUCAGUUUCAAAAAGUUGCUGGAUCAGUGCGAGAACCAAGAGCUCGAGGCUCCUGGAGGAAUUGCUACACCCCCAGUGUAUGGUCAGCUUCUAGCUUUGUAUUUGCUCCAUAAUGAUAUGAAUAAUGCAAGAUAUCUUUGGAAAAGAAUACCUCCUGCUAUAAAAUCUGCAAAUUCUGAACUUGGGGGAAUUUGGUCAGUAGGACAAAGAAUCUGGCAGAGAGAUUUCCCUGAGAUUUAUACAACCAUCAAUGCUCACCAGUGGUCUGAGACGGUCCAGCCAAUCAUGGAAGCAUUGAGAGAUGCGACGAGGAGACGAGCCUUUGCCCUGGUCUCUCAAGCAUACACCUCAAUAAUCGCCGAUGACUUUGCAGCCUUUGUUGGACUUCCUGUAGAAGAGGCUGUGAAAGGUAUAUUGGAACACGGAUGGCAAGCGGACUCCACCACCAGGAUGGUUCUGCCCAGAAAGCCAGUUGCAGGGGCCCUGGAUGUUUCUUUUAACAGGUUUAUUCCCUUAUCAGAACCUGCUCCAGUUCCCCCAAUCCCCAACGAACAGCAGUUAGCCAGACUCACUGACUAUGUGGCUUUCCUUGAAAACUGAUUUCUCAUUCUGUGUUCAGGAUCCCACCAUCAGAAUCCUGUAUACUGACAAAUAUAGAUACGUAAAAUUUUUAUUUUCAGUUUAUUGGAUGGAUUAAGCACCUCAGCAUUCAUUAGUGAGUAUGUGGUAAAAUAACAUAUAUAAUAUAAAGCAUAUUAUAUAUAUUUUGUCCUUAAACAUUAUGCUGAGUAGUUGUCGAAAUAAUUCUCAUUUUGUGCAAAAUUUAAUAAUUUGGAUGGAGCCCGUUAGUAUUGGGCAGUCAGUUUAUAUUCGCUGGUGGCUGAGAACGUUAGCUCCCCUGCUUCGUGUGGAACAGUGGUUGUCAGCCAUCCUUCCCUGCCCCAGCACACACCACAUCCCAUCUGCACCACUGGUUGAUAGUUGUAGUGAUUCAUUGGAGGUUGAAGGAGGACUUAAGAUUCGGGGCAGAACCUGAGUUGCUGCGAUUGUGAUGUACCCUCUUUGUGGAACAUGCUCUCUUUUCUCCCCACCUCCUGCGAAUCACACUGAGGAACGCAGAAGCAUAGCUGAGAAACAAGUAGACCGUUGCUUUAGUAAACCAGUUAGUGAACUUUAGAUGUUUUAUGAUAGCGUGAGUACAUCCAUUGCUGGCAGUGGAGGGCUUGCCAUGGAAAUGCAACUUAUUUAAGACAUUCAUGAAAAGUAUUAAGUUGUAAUGUCUCCUUUCAGAAGAAGGGAAAAGUUAAUGUGGAAUGCAUUGUAUGGGAAAAGAAGCCAUUGACAUAAGUGAUACACUUUGUACAACUAUCCUGCAGCCUGUUGGUUGCUUCUGUUUGUCCCUUGAUUCAAGUUCUACCUUUUGAGAAGUACCGAACAAGUGACAGCCCUCUGAAUAUUUGAAGUUGUUUAUUGUAUCUUCAGGUUAAAACACUCUUUCGUUCAUUUAUUCUUCAUUUGUUCAAUAAAUAUUUAAUUGAAAAAAAAAA